AUGAAUUUUUAUAAUAGGAUUAAUGAAAGUAAUUCAAGUUUACAAAGUAUAAAUUCUUUUCAAUCUAAUAUAUCAGGUAUAACGGAUUUUAAAAAGGAUUCACUAAUUAAUUUGACACCAAAAAAUAAAUCUAGCCUUAAAUCAAAUAAAGCGAAAGAUGGUGGUUUAAAUGAUUCGGAAUUCGAGAAUGAAAAUUUUUAUAAUAAUGCUAAUUUAAGCAAUUUAAGUUUGAAAAAUAAUGUUAAGGGAUAUGAAUUAUUUCUAAAAGCAGCAGAAAAUCUUACAAUUUCACAAUUUUAUCUUGCUAAUUGUUAUUAUAAUGGAUAUGGGACCGAAUGUGAUAAAGCACUUUCAUUUCAUUGGUAUCAGAAAUCUGUAGAAAAUGGAAGUAUUAUAGGACAGCACUAUUUAGGGCAUUGCUAUGAGUAUGGCAUCGGAACCCAGCAAAGUAGUAAGAAAGCAGUUUAUUGGUAUUACAAAGCAGCUAUCAAUGGAAAUAUCACUGCUAAAUUUUAUUUAGCAUAUUGUUUUAGAUUAGGAAAAGGUGUUAAAAAAGAUAAUAACAAAGCAUUUAAAUAUUAUAAAUUAUUAGCGGAAAAAGAAAUAACUGAAGCACAAUAUCAACUUGGAAAUUGUUUUUUUACUGGAGUUGGAACAGAAAUUGAUAAAAAUCAAGCUUUAUUUUGGUAUAAUAAAGCAGCAAAAAAUGGAAAUAUUAUUUCUAAGGAUAUCAUACAAAACGAAUCAAUAGCGUGUCGUUAUCCUUCACAUAAUUACUAA
This is a messenger RNA of Funneliformis geosporum, 780 nucleotides long. The record is from the annotation of a GenBank genome assembly. Lineage: Eukaryota; Fungi; Glomeromycota; Glomeromycetes; Glomerales; Glomeraceae.